UCAUGAUGGAGCCUGAGAUCCUGCUCUGCUUCCUCCCAGGGCCCCUGCCCAAACCCUCCCUCAGGGCCGAGCCAGGCCCUGUGGUCCCCCGGGGACGGCCUGUGACCUUCGUGUGCAAUUCCUCAGUUUGGGCUGAGUUCUUCCGCCUGGAGAAGGGUGAAAGAACUGUAGUACAUGAUCAUAAAAGUGAGUCUUCAGGUGGGGAGAAAGAGGCCAGAUUCCACUUCCCCGCGAUGAGUAAAGUGACUGCUGGGCGUUACCGCUGCCUCUAUAAACGUAUGAAUUAUGGCUGGUCUCAGCUCAGUGAGCCCCUGCUGCUGCAGGUGACAGAGGAGGACGACUCCACUCCACACUCAGGAGCCCCCCGAGUUCUCAGCUCCACCCUCAGCUCCACUCCCAGCUCCACCCCCAGCUCCGCCCCCAGCUCCACCUCCGUCACAGACACAAAGCCCCUCUCAGCUGGUGAGUAGAGACCUCAGCUUGGAGGGGUUUGCGGGGUGGGGCUCUGUGCUGGGACUCAGGCUCCAUCCUCCCAACUCUAAUGGGGAGAAUUAAUUAGAAUGAACAACAAAAAAUGCAUAUGCUAUAUAAUAAAAGGCUAAUAUGCAAAUCGACCAA
This is a messenger RNA of Myotis brandtii (Brandt's bat), 618 nucleotides long. RefSeq names its product leukocyte-associated immunoglobulin-like receptor 1. Bases 3 to 470 code for a protein of 155 amino acids. Lineage: Eukaryota; Metazoa; Chordata; Mammalia; Chiroptera; Vespertilionidae. The record is from RefSeq and is a predicted model, not a curated record. The transcript is spliced from 2 exons.